Molecule: messenger RNA, 1323 nt
Organism: Humulus lupulus (European hop)
Lineage: Eukaryota; Viridiplantae; Streptophyta; Magnoliopsida; Rosales; Cannabaceae
Exons: 4
Coding region: 1-1323 (440 amino acids)
Source: RefSeq, a predicted model, not a curated record
AUGAUCAAGCACAAGUUCACAGACAUCAAAACAAAGUACACAGCUGCAGAUAUUGUUAGGGACUUGAAACAUGAUCAUGAAGUGCAAGUCAAAUACAGCAAAGCUUGGAGGUCUAGAGAAAAAGCUAUUGAAAAAGUGAGAGGUAAAGCAGCUGAAUCUUAUGCAGAAUUGCCUAGUUAUUUUUAUAUGUUGCAUCACACAAAUAUAGGAUCAUAUAUUGAACUAAAAGCAGAUGAAGAUGGCAAGUUUUUAUAUGCUUUUGUAGCAUUGAAUGCUUCAAUUAAAGGCUGGAACUAUUGCGUACCUGUUGUAAUAGUUGAUGGGACUUUUUUUAAAUCAGCAUAUGGAGGGACAUUACUGGUUGCAGCCACUCAAGAUGCAGAAGGUAGAAUCUUCCCCCUAGCAUUUUGUGAAGUUGAUUCAGAGAAUGAUGAUUCUUGGGAGUGGUUUUUUGAGAAUUUCAAAAAAGCUUAUGGUGUAAGAGAAUGCAUGAGCAUUGUAUCUGAUCGACAUGAAAGCAUCAUAAAAGCAACCAACACAGUGUACCCAGAAGUACCACAUGGGGCUUGCACCUUCCAUCUGCUAAAAAACAUGAAAAGCAAGUUCAAGAAGAACUCAAAAAAGUUCAAGGAUACAUUUUUCGCAGCUGCAAAUGCAUACACUGUCAAAAAGUUUGAGUACCACAUGAGAGAACUUGAUAUGAUUGACAACAGGCUACAACCUUACCUACAAAAUAUUGGCUACAACAGAUGGGCAAGAGUUCACUCACCACACAAUAGAUACUCAAAUAUGACAUCGAACAUUGCAGAAUCCUUGAAUUCUGCAAUCGUAGCAGUAAGAGAGCUACCAAUUUGUACAAUGCUAGAGUGUUUACGAGGUUUGGUUCAACAAUGGAGUUGGACUAACAGGAAGAUAACAAAUGCAACCUCCACCAAGUUGACUAAGAAGCAUGAAGGGAUCUUGAAUGACAACUACAUCUACUCAUUGAAGUUGACGAUGGAUCACCUUCCUUGUGCCUAUGCAAUUGCUAUUCUUAAAGAAAUGAAUCAAGACCCAUAUCAAUACUGUUCUCCAUAUUAUAGCAAGGAAGCCAUGGUUGCAACCUAUCAAGAAAUUGUAUACCCAAUUGGCAAUGAAGACACUUGGGAAAUACCUGAACAUAUCAAAGCUGUGAAAGUACACCCUCCAGAAGGAAGAAUAAGGGUUGCAUUUUGUUAUAUUGGGUAUGUGUUUGAUGUUGAAGGGAGUUACAAUGACUUUAUAAUUGAGGUUGCAAUAGGUUGUAGUGGGUUGCAUUGGGGUUGCAUUAAGAAUUGCAUUUAG